AUGGCCAUUGACAUCAAGGAUCAAGUUGUGCAGGAGAUCAAGUCUUCAGCAUUUGGCUUAUUUUCAAUUCAACUUGAUGAAUCGACUGAUGUGGCAUCGUGUUCCCAGUUGAUGGUGUUAGCAAGGUAUGUUCACUCAGGUUCAUUUAAAGAGGAGUUUCUCUUUUGUUCUCCUCUUGAAACAACUACCAAGGCCUCGUAUAUUUUGGAAAAGGUUUCAUCUUUCUUUGAAUCAGAAAAUCUUUUGUGGGAUAAUAUCUGUGGGUGCUGUACAGAUGGAGCACCAGCUAUGUUGGGGACAAAAUCAGGAUUUCAAGUUUGUGUGAAAAAGCGAGCUCCAAAAGUGAAAGGCAUUCAUUAUAUGAUCCAUCGUCAGGCACUGGCCUCAAAAACACUUCCAGCUCCGCUAGGGAAGGUUUUGGAUCAAACAAUUCAAAUUGUGAAUUUUGUCAAAGGAGGAGCUCUCAACUCACGACUUUUCAAGCAGUUAUGUACCGACAUGGAUGCAGCCCAUUAUUUGCUUCUUUUCCACACAAAUGUUCGAUGGCUGUCAAGAGGAAAUGUAACUGAGCGAAUAUUUGAGCUUAGAGAUGAGCUCAAAUUAUUUUUUGAAGUUCAGGGUAAGAUGGAAUUUUUUGCCUGGCUGGAUGAUGAGGAAUGGCUCAUGCGCCUUGCCUAUUUGGUUGAUAUUUUUGAGCAGCUGGAUAAACUGAAUCUUCAGAUGCAAGGAAGGAAUACAAACAUCAUAAAAUUCAUGGAUGCCUUGAAAGCUUUCAUGAGCAAGCUGAAAAAUUGGAAGAGAAAGGUUAAUAUAAAAAAUGUUGCAAUGUUUGAGAAAAUGUCAUCCGUUCUUGUUGGUGGUGGUGAAGACAAGGUGCUUCCACAAUUUGCAAAAAAUGAAAUUUUACAGCAUUUGAUACACUGGAAAAUGAAUUCAGCCGAUAUUUUCCUGAACUCAGUGAUUGUCAAGAUGAAUUUCUGGAGCUGA
Molecule: messenger RNA, 987 nt
Organism: Homarus americanus (American lobster)
Lineage: Eukaryota; Metazoa; Arthropoda; Malacostraca; Decapoda; Nephropidae
Product: protein ZBED8-like
Exons: 1
Coding region: 1-987 (328 amino acids)
Source: RefSeq, a predicted model, not a curated record